AUGCUACAAACCAAGCUAAUUACCGAUCUAAUCGUACUGCACAAGAACGUGACGACGGAAAUGAACGUGAAAGAAUUCGGAUAUCACAAACGCGUGAAGCGCGAGCGCGACAUUCAACUAAUAAUCGCGCAAGCAUUAAAAUACAAAAACGAAGCCAAUGGAUUGUGUUGCGCAAAUGGUAAAGUGAAAUUGAUACCAUUGGAUCCACCACCAGAACCAUUGUACUCAUUGGUUUCAGGAAUAGGAACAGAUUCUAUACACUUUUUGACACAUAUCCAACAAUAUAACAAUUGCUUUCAAAUGACUUCAUUUGGGGCAACAAAUGUAGUUCGGGAAAAUUUUAUGCCAACUUUCAAGAUACAAGGGCAAAUAUAUCACAGAGCAGGUUCACUGUUACCAGUGUCAGAUAGCGACAACAAAUUCCUGCAAAUUUAUUUUAUGGGCAAUUCACCACAAGAAAUUGAUCUGCGUUGUGCACAUAACAAUUUAGUAAAGAGGUCUAUUGUAGAACAAUUACAAACUUUAUUUCAUCAACACAAUCAAUUGAUUAUAUUGUUUAAAACUGCCCUGGAUCUGAUGCCAUCCGAUAAUCACAAAAUUGUAAUCAGAGCUGAUAAAACACCUGCAGGUCAACAUACAAGACGUUUUAAUGCACCAACUAUUGAUGAAGUUGCUAUCGUUGUAGUUGGAGAAAACUUGGAAUCCCGUGAAGAUGGCUACGAUUUCUCAAUAAAAAUGAUAAAUCCCAUUACAGGUUCUGAAACCAACAAAAAAGUAAGUUCAAUGAACUAUUAUUCAUACCGCCUAAUGAUUCGAGAAAAUGAAAAUAAUCACAUAUUGAAAUGUCGGCGAUUAUAUCACAAAUAUGUUGUUGACAUGUAUGUUAAAAUUGAAACGGAGAGAUUAACAUUCAUCAGGUUGAAUCAAACCAAACUCCGAUCUGAAGAGUAUAUUCACCUUCGAGAUGCGAUUAAUACUGAUGGAAAUGCACAGAAUGUCGGUCGGAUGACUAUUCUUCCAGCAACAUACAUCGGAAGCCCUCGGCAUAUGCACGAAUAUGCUCAAGAUGCCAUGUCGUAUGUUCGUCAUUAUGGUACAGCAGAUUUGUUCAUCACAUUCACAUGCAAUCCGCAAUGGAUAGAAAUCAAGCAGGAGUUAUUCUCUGGGCAAUCACCCAUUGAUCGUCAUGAUAUUACAGCCAGAGUCUUUAGACAAAAGUUGAAAUCUUUAAUGGAUUUCAUCGUAAAACAUAAUGUGUUUGGUGAGACACGCUGCUGGAUGUAUUCUGUGGAGUGGCAGAAACGAGGAUUGCCACAUGCACACAUUUUGAUUUGGUUGGUUGAAAAGAUAAGGCCAAAUGAAGUUGAUGCAGUGAUAUCAGCUGAAAUCCCUAAUGUACAAGUAGAUCCUGGAUUGCAUGAGGUAGUUAUCAAAAACAUGAUACAUGGUCCCUGUGGAACUCUUAAUCAAAAUUCACCGUGUAUGAUGGAUGGUAAAUGUUCAAAACGAUAUCCACGGACAUUAAUAUCGGAAACAAUUACUGGUAAUGACGGUUAUCCAUUGUAUCGUCGCAGAUCGACAGCAGACAAUGGAAAAUCAACAAUUGUCAAAUUAAAUCAACAAGAUAUUGAAAUAGAUAAUCGUUGGAUUGUUCCAUAUUCACCCAUUUUAUCAAAGACAUUCAAAGCACACAUUAACGUUGAAUCUUGCCAUUCAGUGAAAUCUAUAAAAUACAUUUGCAAAUAUGUAACCAAAGGGAGUGAUAUGGCUGUGAUUGGAAUUGGUGCAGAGAAUUCCAAUGAUGAAGUUACCCAAUACCAAAUGGGCCGCUAUGUCAGUACACAGAACGCAGUACAAAGAGCUGCUCAGCCACCAUCUACUACAUUAACCAGUUUUUUUGAGACAUGCCAAAACGAUGAUUUCGCACAAACAUUGCUAUAUUCUGAAAUGCCAAAAUAUUAUACCUGGAAUCAAUCCUCAAGGAGAUUUAUACGACGGAAACAAGGAAAACCAGUUCCAGGAUAUACAGAUGUAUAUUCCACCGAUGCGAUUGGCCGGAUUUAUUCAGUACAUCCAAGCAAUGAUGAAUGUUUUUAUUUACGACUGCUAUUAGUCAAUGUACGUGGCCCAACAUCAUUCCAACAGUUACGAACUGUUGAUGGUGAAUUGUGUGGAUCCUACAGAGAAGCCUGUCAACGUUUGCAAUUGCUUGAAAAUGACGCUCAUUGGGAUCAAACUCUCAAUGAUGCUGUAAUAUCAUCACACGCUUAUCAAAUACGAACAUUGUUUUCUAUAAUCAUAUCUACAUGCUUCCCAUCAAACCCAAUUGAUUUGUGGAUCAAGUACAAAGAUUAUAUGUGUGAUGAUAUUUUGUAUCGAAUACGGAAUAGAAUGGGAAAUCCAAAUAUACAAAUCAGUGAAGAAAUUUACAAUGAAGCAUUGAUUUCAAUUGAGGACAUGUGCUUGAUAAUGUCAAACAAACUAUUAAUUCAAUUAGGCCUGACCGCGCCCAAUCGUCCAAUGCAUGACGCUUUCAACCAAGAGUUGCAUCGAGAAAGACUGUAUGAUCUCAACGCUUUGAAAGAAUUAAUUCAAACAAAUCUUCCACUGUUAAAUGAACAACAGAAGUAUGUAUUUGAAACUCUUAUGAAAGUAACAAAUGAUGAAACUGGAGGGAUUUACUUCUUAGAUGCACCUGGUGGUACAGGAAAAACUUUUUUGAUUUCAUUAAUAUUAGCAACAAUUCGCUCACAAAAUAAAAUUGCACUUGCACUCGCUUCGUCGGGAAUCGCAGCAACUUUGCUUGAAGGUGGUCGAACAGCCCAUUCAGCACUAAAAUUGCCAUUAAAUAUGCGAAACAAUGAAACUCCAACCUGCAACGUUUCGAAGAACUCUGCAAUGGCAAAGGUUUUGCAGCAAUGUAAAUUGAUUGUUUGGGAUGAAUGCACGAUGGCACAUAAAAAAUCUUUGGAGGCUUUAGACAGAACCUUAAAAGAUCUACGGAGCAAUAAUAACCGAUUUGGUGGUGCAAUGAUUUUAUUAGCAGGAGAUUUUCGUCAAACAUUGCCAGUGAUUCCACGAUCAACGCCAGCUGAUGAACUCAAUGCAUGUCUAAAGUCCUCCAAUUUGUGGAAACAUGUCAAAGUACUUCAUUUAAGCAAGAAUAUGCGUGUCGAGUUGCAAAAUGACCAAUCUGGAAACAUAUUCUCUAAACAACUCAUUGACAUUGGUAAUGGCAAAUUUCCUAUAGACAUGUUGACUGGCUGCAUUAACUUUCCUCAAAGUUUUUGUCAGUUAACUCGAUCAAAAGAUGAACUUAUUCAGAAGGUGUUUCCAGAUGUUUCUCAAAAUUACAGAAACCAUGAUUGGUUGAGCGAACGAGCUAUACUGGCUGCAAAAAACAUAGAUGUAAAUGAAUUAAAUUUCAAAAUUCAAGAACAAAUUACAGGCGAAUUGAGGAUAUAUAAAUCAGUUGAUUCGGCUACUAAUCAAGAUGAUGUAGUCAACUAUCCACCGGAAUUUUUGAACUCGCUGGAUUUGCCAGGAUUGCCACCUCACAAUCUUCAAUUAAAGGUUGGAUCGGUAGUUAUAAUGUUGCGAAAUAUCAACCAACCGCGUCUUUGCAACGGUACACGGUUAGGGAUAAAAAAAUUACUAAACAAUGUGAUAGAAGCAACUAUACUCAAAGGAAAGUAUAAAGGAGAAGAUGUUCUCAUACCGCGCAUCCCAAUGAUUCCGACUGAUGUGCCAUUUGAGUUUAAACGACUACAGUUUCCAGUGCGGCUUGCUUUUGCUAUGACUAUAAACAAGUCCCAGGGGCAAUCAUUAAGUGUUUGUGGUAUGAAUCUAGAAAACCCAUGUUUCUCGCAUGGUCAAUUGUAUGUUGCCUGUUCCCGUGUUGGAAAACCAUCAGAUUUGUUUAUCUAUGCGCCAGGUAAUCAAACAAAAAACAUCGUAUACCACAAAGCACUACAAUGA
Molecule: messenger RNA, 3978 nt
Organism: Athalia rosae (coleseed sawfly)
Lineage: Eukaryota; Metazoa; Arthropoda; Insecta; Hymenoptera; Athaliidae
Exons: 6
Coding region: 1-3978 (1325 amino acids)
Biological process (GO): telomere maintenance; DNA repair
Molecular function (GO): DNA helicase activity
Source: RefSeq, a predicted model, not a curated record